Hydra vulgaris (swiftwater hydra) is the source of this 4003-nucleotide messenger RNA. Its product is annotated as beta-1,3-glucosyltransferase. Gene Ontology annotation, cellular component: membrane. Gene Ontology annotation, molecular function: acetylglucosaminyltransferase activity. The record is from RefSeq and is a predicted model, not a curated record. Lineage: Eukaryota; Metazoa; Cnidaria; Hydrozoa; Anthoathecata; Hydridae.
CGACCUCAAAAACUUUUAGGUUGGCAGUUAGGUCGGCAUUGACAUUCAAACUAGGCAAACCUUAAUCGCGCCACUAAUGCGUUAUAAUUAACAACGCAUCUAAGCAGUUUUGUUCAGUCAACUGAGGUAUAAAGUUACUGAAAUCGUUAAAAAAGACAAGAUGAAGUUGCAUACUAUCUUGUUUUUAUUUUACCUUCAUUCAGUUGCACUAGAGGUAGAAGAACUCAAGUCCAACGAUGUUCCAUAUCCAGUGACUGGGUCUGAAGUUGUUUUUGUGAUAAGAAAUAACCUUGACAAAUCUGGUGUAAAAAAGGCAAAAACCAUUAAAGCAAGUAUUAAUAAGCAAGCAAAGAUGAUAAAUGAAACUGUUAUUGUAAAAAUGCUUCAUGAGAAAUGGGCAACAUAUGGUGGAUGGACAGUGUUGCCACUUGUUGAACACUUAAUCAAAGCACACUAUGAUAAAAAAUGGAUAUUUUUCUGUGAAGAGACAACAAAGGUUGAUUUAAGGGAAAUACUUACAAUUUUAUCUAGGCAUAAUCAUAAUGAGAAAGUUUUUCUUGGACAUGCAUUAUUUGAUUCUCAACCUGUUAUCAUACACCAUUUUAAAUUUUUGGAUAAUCCUAAAAGCUUUAAAUAUCCUGACUUUGAUGCGGGAUGGGCAAUAUCACAAGCAUUACUAAAGCAAACAUUUGAAAGACUGCAACGAAAUAAAGUUCCUGGUUUCUCAAUUGAUGUUAAACAUGAGGUUGCUUACUAUUUUUAUGAUGAAGGCAAUGGAACGCGGCUUACUAAUAUUCCUGAAUUUUGUAUAAACAAACCAAUUCAGCCCGGAGUAUGUGCAACAUCAGUAAUGUGGGAAGCUCCAAAUUGUGGAGAAGUUGAUGCAAAUAAUAUUUUGAUAUCAGUGAAAACUUGUGAGAAAUUUCAUAAGACUAGAGUUCCUAUUGUUCAAAAAACUGUUGCUUUGGAUGCGAAGAAUAUAGUUUAUUACAGUGAUGUUAUUGACAAGAAUAUCCCUACAGAAUAUGCUGAUAUUGCAAAUACAGAAAGAGGUCAUUGCCAAAAACUUUUUAAUAUAUUACAAAAAUUUUUAACUAAUAAAAAAUGGGAAAAGUUUACGUGGCUAGUUGUUAUUGACGACGACACAAUUAUGAACUUUAAAUCCUUGCAAAAGUUACUAGCAUGUUAUGAUUCUAAUGAACCUAUGGUCAUAGGUGAAAGAUAUGGUUAUGUGGUUAAUCAAAAUGUGCAUGGAUAUGAGUAUCCGACUGGAGGGGGAGGGAUGGUUUUAAGUCGUCCUGCGGUGCAGUUGAUUGUAAAUAGUAUCUACAAGUGUCAUAAUGCUGACGAUCCUGAUGAUAUGUGGCUAGGAUCAGCACUUAAGCAGCUUGGUAUUUCUGUAACUCAUACAAACUCUUUUCAUCAGGCACAGCCAAAUCAGUACAAUGAAGAAUUUUUAUCGCAUCGCUAUUUGGUUUCUUUCCACAAACAUGAAGGUAUGAGUCCUAUGGAUGUCUUCACAAAAUACUUAACCAAUCAAGCAGCAAAAAGUAAUAGCAAAAAGAGAAAAAGCGAAGAGCUAUUAAAGGUAAGUCCAAUCUCGUCCGGAAAUAAUGUACUGGACACGAAACUGUGUACAUCUACUCACACGAUGAAAUUUGAUUUGUUUUUGUUAACUGUUUGCAUGCACACAGUUAGUCUUGAAUAUGUUCGAUUGCAGCCUUAUGCAUUUCCUUAUCCAGUUACUGCAUCAAAUAUUGUUGUUGUAAUACGAAACAAUCUUCAUAUAUCUGGCAUAGAAAAAGCAAAAAGUAUAAAAGCAAGUAUUAUCAAGCAAGCAAAAGAAACUAAUGAAUAUGUUAUUGUGAAAAUGUUACAUGAAGAUUGGGCAACUUAUGGUGGAUGGACUGUAAUGCCACUAAUUGAUCAUUUAUACAAAUCUUAUGGUGACAAGAAAUGGAUUUUUUUUUGUGAAGAGACAACUAAGGUUGAUUUGAAUGGUCUGCUUGCUAUCUUAUCAAGAUAUAAUUAUAAUGAGAAUGUUUUUUUGGGUCAUGCAUUGUUUGAUUCUACACCUGUUAUUAUACACCAUUUUAAAUUUAUGAAUAACUCUAAAGAUUUUAAAUAUCCUGAUUUUGAUGCUGGAUGGGCAAUAUCAAAAGGAUUAUUGAAACAGACAUUUGAAAGAUUGCAACAUAACAAAUUUUCUGGUUUUAGUAUUGAUGUUAAAUAUGAGGUUGCUUACUAUUUUUACAAUGAAGGCAAUGGAACAAUGCUUACCCAUGUUCCAGCAUUUUGUAUAAACAAACCAAUUCAACUUGGAGUAUGUGCAACAUCAACAAUGUGGGAGGUUCCAAACUGUGGAGAAGUCGAUGCUGAUAAUAUUUUGGUAUCAGUUCAAACCAGCCAGAAGUUUCAUGAAACAAGAAUUCCAUUUGUUCAAAAAACUAUUGGUUUACAUGCAAAGAAUAUAGUUUAUUACAGUGAUGUUGUUGACAAGACCAUCCCUACUGAAUGUGCUGAAGUCACAAACAUAGAAAGAGGGCAUUGUCAAAAGUUCUUCAAUAUAUUACAAAUAUUUUCCAAAGACAAAUGGAGAAAGGUUUCUUGGUUGGUUGUUAUAGAUGACAACACAGUGAUGAACUUCAAUUCUCUGCAAAAGAUUUUAUCAUGUUAUGAUCCUAAAGUUGCUCUGGUCCUUGGUGAAAAAUAUGCCUUUUUAAUUAAUGAUCCUUAUGGAUAUGAAUAUCCUGCAGGAGGCGGAGGAAUAGUUUUAAGUCGUCCUGCUGUACAGUUGAUUGUGAGCAGUAUAUACAAGUGUCAUAAUGUUGGUGAUCCUGGCGAUAUGUGGCUAGGAGCUGCUAUUAAACAACUUCGAAUUCCAUUAGUUCAUACAAAUUCAUUUCAUCAGGCACAACCAAACCAAUAUAACAAAGAUUUUUUGUCGCAUCGGUAUUUGGUUUCUUUUCACAUAGAUGGCAAUAUGAACCCUAUAGAUGUCUAUAAAACCUACUUAACUAACGACCAAGGUGAUAAAUCCGUCAAUAAUAAUGAAAAAAGAGAAGAGCUAUAGUGUCUAGAGACAAAGAGUUAUAGUGUAAUGUGCCAUAGAGUGUUUUACGCGUUUUUUAACUUGCACGCUUUUUAAAAAGUCUCGCCAAAAAAUGAAAAAAAAAGUUAUAUGAUCAUCAAAAAAAUGGCGACAAGCAACAAAAGCUUAUCGAUAUAUAAGUUAAGUGAUUUAUUUUUUUAAAUUAAUAGGUUAAAUCUGUAUCUUACGAUGCAAGCGGUUUACCUAUUUUGAUAAUUUUUUUUUAAAUAAAGUUUUUGCAAAUCUUACAGCACACAACUUAAUGUUAAUAUGAAUAACCGGUUAACUUAUGGAUAAAAGGUAUCAAAUUAGUACUCAAACCUUUUUAUCUUUUUAUAGCUCUUUUUUGUAUAAACAUAUAUUUAUACUAAUAUUAAACUAUAUUGUUUUAAUUAUUCACGCAACUAGUUUUGCAUUUGCGUUAACUUGCAAAGUUGUUGCAUAACUUAAUUAUUGUUGCGUUGGUAUAAUUUUGCAAUAGUUGUUGCAUAAUUAAUUUUAUUAAUAUCAAUAUUAAUUUUAAAUUUGUUGCAUUUUUUAAAAUCUUUGAUUUAUUUAAAUUGAUUUAUUUAUAAUUUAAAAAUAUUUUCAUAACUUUAUGUUAUUUAUAUAUUAUGAAAAUUGCUUUUUUAAAGUUAUGUUUAAUAUUUAUUGAUACUUCUUUUUUUUAUGUUUUUCAUAUAUUUAUCGUGUGGUAAACAAAAUACUGUCAAAUUACUUAUAUAUUUUUUUUGAAUCUCUUUUAAACUUUUCUGUUAAGUUUUAUGAAUUAUUUAACAUUUUUAUGAAUUUUAUUUAUAUAAAUUAAAAAAAAAAAAACUAUAUUGAUAUGUAUUUUGAUUUCGGACUAUUUAUAAAAAGUUGUAUGUAGUUUUAUUUUUUGUAAUGAAUAAUUAUAUUGGAUUUUUUGUA